UUGAACAACAUUCUACAUUCAUCAUUUCAUUCACCAACACCAUUCGUAUACAGACCGUAUCAACCCGAAUAAUAAACCGGAGCAACCCACCAUAAUUUCUCUUCUUCCCCUUCAACUCCACACACACCAACACUCUCCCCACUCAAAUCAAUAGACCCAAAGAUCAAUCGGAGAUUCAGAUUCCUGCAACGAUCCGACAGCACCCCUCAAAUCCCACGGGAUCGCCGUAACACAAUCUCAUAGAUAGAGAGAGAGAGAGAGAGGAAGAAGAAGAAGAAGAAGAAGAAGGAAUCGGAAGAAAAAUGGGGCUGGGCUUGUUAUCUUCAAAGGCCAUGAGACCCACCUCAAGGCUACUCAAUUCUCAAAACCCUAGGAACAUCUUCAUCCGCACCAUUGUCUCCAAGCCCGAGCUCCAAAAGCCCGAAGCUGCCCAGGCCCAGGCCCCUCCCCCGGAUCUUCCGCCCCGGACCCCCGUUGCCGGCGCUAGGGUACACUUCCCUAACCCGGAGGACGCCAUCGAGGUGUUCGUGGAUGGGUACCCGGUGAAAAUCCCCAAGGGCAUGACUGUCCUUCAGGCCUGUGAGGUUGCCGGCGUCGACAUUCCCCGCUUCUGUUACCACAGCCGCCUCUCCAUUGCCGGUAACUGCCGCAUGUGUCUUGUCGAGGUCGAGAAGUCUCCCAAGCCUGUUGCUUCUUGCGCCAUGCCUGCUCUUCCUGGAAUGAAAAUUAAGACCGACACACCUGUUGCAAAGAAAGCUAGAGAAGGAGUGAUGGAGUUUUUAUUGAUGAACCAUCCACUAGAUUGCCCAAUUUGUGAUCAAGGUGGGGAAUGUGAUCUUCAGGAUCAGUCAAUGGCUUUUGGUUCUGAUCGUGGUCGGUUCACUGAAAUGAAGAGAUCUGUGGUAGAUAAGAACCUUGGACCUUUGGUGAAGACUGUGAUGACUCGUUGCAUUCAAUGUACAAGGUGUGUUAGGUUUGCAACAGAGGUUGCUGGGGUUCAGGAUCUUGGCAUGUUAGGUCGUGGCAGUGGAGAGGAGAUUGGGACAUAUGUUGAGAAACUUAUGACAAGUGAACUUUCUGGAAACGUGAUAGAUAUCUGUCCUGUUGGAGCACUCACGUCGAAACCUUUUGCUUUUAAAGCCCGAAAUUAGGAAUUGAAGGGAACAGAAAGCAUUGAUGUUACUGAUGCCGUUGGAUCCAAUAUUCGAAUUGACAGCAGAGGACCUGAAGUCAUGCGUAUUCUCCCUCGUCUAAAUGAGGACAUAAAUGAAGAAUGGAUUUCAGACAAGACCCGCUUUUGUUAUGAUGGUUUGAAGAGGCAGAGGUUAAAUGACCCUAUGAUUCGUGGUCCUGAUGGACGUUUUAAGUCUGUCAGCUGGCGCGAUGCCCUUGCUGUGGUAGCUGAGGUUGCCCACAAAGUUGAACCAGAAGAAAUUGUUGGAAUAGCUGGCAAACUUUCCGAUGCUGAGUCCAUGAUUGCACUAAAAGAUUUUGUAAAUAAGAUGGGAUCAAAUAAUGUGUGGUGUGAAGGCAUUGGUGAAAAUACUAGUGCAGAUUUGAGAUCGGGAUAUAUUAUGAAUACUAGCAUUGCUGGUCUUGAGAAUGCAGAUGUCUUUCUGUUGGUUGGUACCCAGCCAAGGGUGGAAGCUGCUAUGGUUAAUGCCAGAAUACGCACGACUGUCAGAGCAACUCAAGCCAAGGUUGGGUACAUCGGUCCUGCUACUGAUUUCAACUAUGACCACCAACAUCUUGGUACUGGCCCCCAAACACUACUUGAAAUUGCUGAGGGCCACCACCCAUUCUCCAAGACUAUAUCAAAUGCCAAAAACCCUGUUAUCAUUGUUGGUGCUGGAAUCUUCGAGAGAAAGGACCAGGAUGCAAUUUUUGCAGCUAUUGAAACCAUUGCAAAACAAGGGAAGGUUGUCAGACCUGAUUGGAACGGCCUUAAUGUAUUACUUCUUCAUGCUGCCCAGGCUGCUGCACUUGACCUUGGACUUGUGCCUCAAUCUGAAAAAAGUCUCGAGUCUGCAAAAUUUGUAUAUUUGAUGGGUGCCGAUGAUAUAAACUUGGACAAGAUCCCAGCUGAUUCUUUUGUUGUUUAUCAAGGUCACCAUGGUGACAAGAGUGUUUAUCGUGCCAACAUCAUUUUGCCAGCUGCAGCAUUCAGUGAGAAGGAAGGAACCUAUGAAAAUACUGAAGGAUGCACUCAACAAACUCUGCCUGCAGUUCCAACAGUUGGUGACUCCAGGGAUGAUUGGAAGAUAAUUCGGGCUCUGUCUGAGGUGUCUGGAAUCGAUUUGCCCUAUGAUUCAGUUGGUGCUGUUCGUGCUCGAAUCAAGAUUGUAGCCCCAAACCUACUGCGCCAAGAUGAGAGAGAACCAGCUACAUUGCCAUCUUCUUUGAGGCCAACCUUCAAUACUAAGAUGGAUACCACUGCAUUUGGGACUGCCGUAGAGAAUUUCUAUAUGACCGAUGCAAUUACCAGGGCUUCCAAGAUAAUGGCACAGUGCAGUGCACUGUUGAAGAAAUGAAGCAUGGAUUUUAAUUUUUUGGUUUAAAUAAAAAACAGAGAUUCAUGUUUUUUGUUUUCGUGGACAAUGCACGAACUUGCACCCCCAAAGUUUCUCGGUUGUUGAGAGUACCUAAUAAAAUUAAAUUAGGCUUUAUCUAUUCCAUUGUAAUAUGCAGUGUAAAAGAACUAUUUUGUAGAAUUAUUGCCAUGUACAAUUUCGGGUUACCCGAUUGAUUGUGAAGUUCACUCU
Arachis ipaensis is the source of this 2762-nucleotide messenger RNA. Its product is annotated as NADH dehydrogenase [ubiquinone] iron-sulfur protein 1, mitochondrial. Lineage: Eukaryota; Viridiplantae; Streptophyta; Magnoliopsida; Fabales; Fabaceae. The record is from RefSeq and is a predicted model, not a curated record. Gene Ontology annotation, biological process: ATP synthesis coupled electron transport. Gene Ontology annotation, cellular component: membrane. Gene Ontology annotation, molecular function: iron-sulfur cluster binding; NADH dehydrogenase (ubiquinone) activity.